Messenger RNA from Solanum tuberosum (potato), 662 nucleotides. RefSeq lists its product as uncharacterized. Lineage: Eukaryota; Viridiplantae; Streptophyta; Magnoliopsida; Solanales; Solanaceae. Bases 104 to 427 code for a protein of 107 amino acids. The record is from RefSeq and is a predicted model, not a curated record. The transcript has 2 exons.
UACCAUUUCACAUUCCCAAAUGUAUUCUUGAAUUUUUCUAUAUCCUCUUGGCAAGUUUACAUUUUGCACUCUUUUAUAUAAUAUAUAUAGUCUACGAUUACAUAUGGAAGAGUUCCGGCCGAGUUUCCGGUGUUCCGAUGACCGGAGAUUGGAGAUAGUAAGCGGAAAGGGGUUCAACAUCAACCAGGUAAAUCGGGCUCGGUCACCGGAUCUGGAUGGGGUAACGAGCAAGGGGACGUGGCCGAGCCAGGUGGCAGCAGCGCCGUCGUCGAAUAAGCCAUGGGGAUUCAAUGAUCCAGAGAUGAAGAGACGAAAGAGAAUAGCUAAGUACAAAGUUUACACUAUUGAAGGAAAGGUCAAAACUUCAAUUAGAAAUGGACUAAGGUGGUUCAAAAAUAAAUGCUCUGAAAUCAUCCAUGGAUAUUGAUUAAUUAUCCUUUCCGACUCUACUAACACGAGAUGUUUUGUGCAUCGAAAUAUCCUGUCUAGUCUCUUCUUUCUCAAAAUGAUCUGAUUGAGGAAGGUGGAAAACAUAGAGGUGGCAGGUCUAAUUUCAUAUAGUACUUAGGAUGUUUUUUUUUUCUUUUUCAAAUUGAAAUUCUUAUUUGUUUGCACGCAUGUCAUUUAAUCAUGUUUAACAAUUGAGAUUAUUUUUUCCCUUA